UCGUUUUAUCUCAUAUAUUCUCGUAUACUCAUCAAAUGAGAAAUUACCAGGAUUUUUUUCUCGUAAGACACAUUUCUCAUCCCUGAAAACAGAAAAAUAUCAGAAAGCUGCAAAUACCUUAACAAAAGAUGAAGUGGUUCACGGGUGGAAUUCCAGAGGCCAUCCUAAAAGCCAAAACCAGCCUCUCGGUAUUCAUUGUAUACGUAUCAGGUUAUGAUGAAGUCUCUAAGAAAAUGGAUGAAACGUGGGAGGAUAGUGCAGUCAGCAGGGAGUGUGAGGAGGGUCAUUGUGUUGGAAUUAAACUCCAAGCUAACAGCGAAGAGUGCCAGCAGUUUUCCCAGCUUUACCCAGUGGUAUGCAUUCCAUCUGCUUUCUUCAUUGGCAACAAUGGUGUACCCAUUGAGAUCACUGGGGGUCACAUAGAACCAGCACAAUUUGCAGCAAAGAUAAAAAAUGUUGUACAGAUGCACCAGUUACUCCACCCACAGCAACAACAACAACAACAACAGCAGCAGCUUUCUCAACCCUCCACAGAAACAGCAGCAACAGUAACAGCAGCAACAGUAACAGCAGUAGCAGGGGCCUCAGCACAAGUCCCAGCCAGCAGUGAAGACAAACAACUUGAGGAGGACUCCAGCCCAGUUCAGAGGCCUGGAGAAUCAGCUUCAGAUUUAGAAGCUAGAGUAGAAAGAGCCAAGCAACUCAUAGAAAUGAACAGGAUAAAGAAAGCCAAACAAAAGGAGGAGGAAGAGAAGAGGAAGGAAGUGGAGAGGAGGAAUCUGGGUCGUGACAUGGCAAGGUUCCGUGAAAUGAAAGCUGAAGCAGAAGCCAAGGAGUUACGUGAUCAGAUGAAGAAAGACAAAGAAGAAGAGAAGCUGGCAAGAAAAAGGGUGAAAGAGCAGAUAGAAAAGGACAGAUUAGAAAGAAAAGCCAGGUACGAAAAGGAAAAGCAGGAAAAAGAGAAGGCUAAGAAUGAGGCCAGAGAAGCGAAGGAGGAAGAACAGAGGAGGUCGCUCGAGGCGGCAGAAGCAGUCAAAAGAGAAACAGCUCGUAUCCAGUUCAGGUUACCAGACGGGUCUGCGCUGACGGAGCAGUUCCCCUCCCACCAGCCUUUACAAGCAGCCAAGGAUUUUGUGUGUCAGAAGCUGGGCAGUUCCUUUGGUCCAUUCCAACUCCAAAUGACCUACCCUCACAGGACGUUUGUGGACAGUGACAUGCAGACAUCUUUUCUAGACCUACAGCUUGCCCCCUCUGCUGUUAUCUUGGUGAAACCUGGCAAGGCUUCAUCCUCAGUGAAGCCCAGUGGUGGGGACUCUGGCUUGAUAGCUCUGAUACUGGCACCUUUCUUAUGGCUGUGGGGUAUUUUAUGCUCCAUGCUGUUUGGGUCACCCAGUCAGCCCAAGGGGGCAUACAACUCUCCCCAGGAGGCGCAGUCUCCACGGCAACAACAGUCCACACAACAGACAGAUCCAAGUCCGUUGACUUCAUCGUCAACACGAUUAAACAGACCAAAAACGGCUUACAAACGGAGGACCCCAAUAAGCACUACAGAGGGGAACGUGCAUAAAUUUAACAACCCAGGGGACGAAGAUGACGACACAGCUACAUGGAACGGGAACUCAACACAACAGAUGUGAAUAAGACUGAAAUAAGCUAGAAAUCACGGCCAAUCCCCUUUUCAAUCUAGAGUCUGACUACAAAGCCACAAUGAGCCUCUCACGGUGGUAACAUGUACCGAGUAGUAUUCAAGACUGUUACACGUAUAAACCAUAGGAUCUGACCCAUGAACGUGAUUUUUUCCUCAUGAGGGGUGACAGAUUUUAGCUUCAAUAUAAUAAUAUACAAUAUAUCUGUAAUCAGGAACAGAGUAACUCCUUACCAAAGAAGGCAUUUAUGGGGCAUUUUAGAGAGGAGGCCAGAGAUAAAAGAGUUUGUGUAUGACCUAAAUUUCAAAAAUUCCAGAAACACAACGUUGAACAUGACAUCAAUGUGCUGAUUUCACCUACAACAUUUCAUGAAAGUGAACCAUUGCAUUCAGAGAAAAUGGGUCAGUAAAUAAUGAUUUGAAAAAAAAUAAUGAUGCUGUCAUGAGAAAAAAGUGGCAAUAAUAGCACAACCUAUCAGGAUUUUUGUUUUGCUCUCCAGUUGACUGGCCCUCUUGGGAGUUCAAUAUUUAUAAUCAUUUUGGACUGGUUUUCACUUUGUGGUUUUAUGGUGACCUCUUUUUAUUAUGACUGUUGACUGCAGACACUUGGCUGCAUAACUGCAUGCUUUUGAGCAAUUUCAUUCAAUGAAUAGAAAAAAAAAACGAUCAUGUUGCAGCUCAAAAUAUUGAUAUGACCAAGUGGUGGUGGCUGAUAUUUUGAUACUUGCAGAAGAAAAAAAAUAAAACUUACCAAAAAUGCUUUUCAA
Molecule: messenger RNA, 2412 nt
Organism: Lingula anatina
Lineage: Eukaryota; Metazoa; Brachiopoda; Lingulata; Lingulida; Lingulidae
Product: UBX domain-containing protein 4
Biological process (GO): ERAD pathway
Cellular component (GO): endoplasmic reticulum
Molecular function (GO): protein binding
Source: RefSeq, a predicted model, not a curated record